Messenger RNA from Solanum lycopersicum (tomato), 9460 nucleotides. RefSeq lists its product as uncharacterized. Gene Ontology annotation, molecular function: zinc ion binding; nucleic acid binding. The record is from RefSeq and is a predicted model, not a curated record. NCBI's taxonomy places the organism in Eukaryota, Viridiplantae, Streptophyta, Magnoliopsida, Solanales, Solanaceae.
UGAAGUGAAGAUCAGUGUAGCAAAAUUAUGGAGAGGUGGGGAUUCGAUAUCGGAACAAGGCUACAGUAGUAACUGAAUUUUGGAAGAAGUAACUAACGUUAGAAAGGAACGGCUAGGAUUUAAUGGGAAGCAAUGGUGAGGAUGAUGUAGAGGAGAGAGAAAGAAAACUAAGUUUUGGAAAAGUCACAUUUCUUUCCUUUCCGCUUCUCACGUUUCUUUCCUUUCUGCUUCUCUGUUUCUCUGUACUUCCUUUUGUUCUCAUCCUUCUUCUUCGUUUCUCACUUACAACUUUCCUAUGGAGGUUAUGAAGUUCUUAGUUGAUAGUUCAUUACGUGUAAUUGAGACUUCCGAUCAUCAAUAAAGUUGGUUUGGUUUCUGUGAUUUCCAAUUCAAAUUGUAAAUUGAAUUUGUGAUCCUAUUAAGGUCAUAACAGUUGGUAUCAGAACCUUUGAACCUGUGUGAUGGCUGAGGGUACAUGCUGGAAGAUUAUAGAGGAUAAGCUAACAAGGCACGAUGAAAUGCUAGCCGAUCUGCUGAAUUCACAAGAGGAAGUACGUCAUGCUCAAACUGGAAUUCAAGGAACACUGGACUUAAUUUUUGAGAGAUUGGGAGUGUUGGAGAGAGCUCAGGUGGUUUCGAAUGUGGGAGCAGGUUUACUACCUAUUACGAAUGUGGAUAAUCGCAAUAGAGCUCAGCCGAAUGCAGUGACAUUACCUAGGUGGGAGUUACCUUGUUUCGCAGGUCAGGAAUCGAAGGUGUGGAUCCGAAAAUGUGAUAGAUUUUUUACACAGUACAGAGAAGGUAAUGAACAGAGGGUAGAAAUGGAUGCGUUGUAUUUGACUGAUGUAGCAGAAGUGUGGUAUCAGUCAAUGGUGUUAAGUGGAGGAAUACCGAAUUGGAUUGAGUUUAAAGAGGAUUUGAUAAGUAGGUUUGGGGAAAUUGUAGUGAGUGAUGUGGCGGAAGAAUUUAAUAAAUUGCAACAGAUCGGAACUGUGGAAGAGUCUUUAGGACAAUUUGAGGAUCUAAAAGCUCAAAUUCUUAUACGAAAUCCGGCUUUGAAUGAAGCUCACUUCCUAUCUAGUUUCGUUAGAGGACUAAAAGAGGAGAUCAGAUUAGAGGUGAAAAUGUUCAAACCGAGGACAUUGAAGGAAGCUGUAGAGAAAGCGAGAAUGAAGGACAUGGCAAUUGAAGCUGGCUGAAGGUGAAACAGAGUAGCAAACCGAGUGUUGCCGGCAGCUGUGCAAGGAGUAGGAAAAACAUCUACUGCAAUGGUUAAUCGGAAUGGACCUUAUCGGCUUACUCCUAAGAUUUACGAGUUUAGGAAGUCGAAUCACUUGUGUUUCCGAUGUGGUGAGAAAUAUGGGCCGUGACAUAUUUGUAAAGUAAGGCAGUUGAAUUAUUUGACUGGUUUCGUUGAGGGUGAUAAAGAAGGUGAUCAAGUUUCAGAAUUGGAUGACAAUGAAGACAUUACCAUUGAAGGAGUAGUUGAAUAGGAGGUACAAUAGGCUGUUUGUUUAAAUGCAUUGACGGGCCAUAAUAUGGGGAAAAUACAAUUUUGGUGGGAGGAACUGUAAAGAAGAGACACUUGGAAAUACUGAUUGAAGAAAGGUCAAGCUAUAGUUGCUCAUCUUUUUAUGAUGAACAUGAUAAAAAAACAGCGAGGAUGAAGUAAUUGAAGAGGGACAACAGAAACUGUUAGAUAAAUAUGGGGACAUCUUUGCGGAACCAAAGUCUUUGCCACCAAAGAGAUUGUUUGAUCAUGCGCUACCCCUCAAACUAAGAGCUGUACCUGUCAGUUUGAGACCCUAUCGGUAUAAUUCCCAUCAAAAUAAUGAGUUGGAGAAGCAAGUAAAAGAGAUGUUAAGCAAUGGAAUCAUACAGGCUAGUCAAUCACCUUAUUCAUCACCGGCAUUGUUAGUAAAAAAGAAGGAUGGUACCUGGAGGUUCUGUGUCGUUUAUAGAGGGUUAAAUGACUUGACCAUUAAGGACAAGUAUCCAAUACCAAUUGUUGACAAUUUGUCAGAUGAACUGCAUAGAGCGUCGAUAUUUUCUAAGGUGGAUUUGAGAGCUGGGUAUCAUCAAAUUAGGAUGAAGAUGGAAGAUGUACACAAGACUGCAUUUCGUACUCACAUGGGCCAUUAUGAGUUUCGAGUAAUGCCCUUUGGACUCACUAAUGCCCCAGCAAUAUUUCAAGCCUUAAUGAACCAGAUUUUUCGAUUGUUUAUUCGAAAGUUUGUCUUAAUAUUUUUCGAUGAUAUACUAAUCUAUAGUAGAAACAAUGCAAAACAUUUACAGCAUCUGCAAGUGGUGUUUAAUAUUUUGAGAAUGAAUGUGUUGUUUGCAAAGAGAUCUAAAUGUUCUUUUGGUCAAGCAAAGUGUACUUAGGCCAUGUUAUUACUAAGGAAGGGGUGACUACUGAUCCUCAUGAGGUUCAAGCUAUGGUGGAUUGGCCUAGACCCAAGACUUUACGGGCUCUAAGGUGGUUCCUUGGUUUAACCGGCUACUAUCGAAAGUAUGUACAGAAUUAUGGACCAUCAGCAGACCACUCGCUGAUUUGUUAAAGAAAGAAGCCUUCAAGUGGAAUAGUGAGGCUGAAAAUGCAUUUGAAAGUCUUAAGAAAGCUAUGAAGACUACACCGGUGUUGGCUCUUCCUGAUUAUACUCAAGAAUUUGUGGUGGAAACUGAUGCGGGCCAUGGGGGUAUUGGGGCUGUGCUAAUGCAACAAGGGAAGCCAAUUGCGUUCUUUAGUAAAGUGUUGGCUCCUAAACAUCGAGGUAAAUCUAUUUUUGAAAAAGAGUAUAUGGCUCUACUUAAUGCGGUGGACAAGUGGAGACAUUAUUUACAGUUUAAACACUUUGUUGUUAAGACUGAUCAUCACAGUUUGAAACACUUGUUAGAACAACGAGUGACUUCGGCUAUACAACAGAAAGGUUUAACAAAAUUGUUGGGUCUUGAUUAUGAGGUGUGUUACAAAAAGGGCGCCGAGAAUAGAGUGGCUGAUGCUCUAUCUAAGCGACAAGAAGGAUUGCAGGCAGACGAGAUUUCGGAGGUAGGAUUAUUGAUGGCUGUGAGUAUGAUCACGCCCAUGUGGAUCCAAGAAAUUAUGCACAACUAUAGUGAGGAUUCGUUUGUUCAAGAAUUAAUGACCUUGUUAUCAGUAGACACACACGGGCCUAGUUUGUGGCAUAAUGUUACUGGUGUUUUGAGGUGUAAAGGCAAGGUUUAUGUGGGUUCUCAAGGGCUUUUACGGCAGCAACUCAUUUCCAAUUUUCGUGAUACUCUUUUGGGUGGGCAUUCGGGUCUGUUAGGUACUUUGAAGAGAUUAACUCAAUAUUUCUAUUGGACUUAAAUGAGGACUAUGGUGAAUGACUAUAUGGCUCAGUGUGAGGUAUGUCAUCGUAACAAAGACGACAAUGCAGCAUAUCCGGGUUUACUUCAACCUUUGCCGAUUCCGAAUGAAGCUUGGAGUCAUGUUAGCAUGGAUUUUAUAGAGGGGUUACCAAAGUCUCAGAAUAAAAGUUUGAUCUUGGUGGUGGUUAAUCGUUUCACCAAGUACGCUCAUUUUAUAGCUAUGGCUCAGCCCUUUACUGCUCUGAUAGUGGCUGAAUUAUUUUGGAAGCGAAUCCACAGGUUACAUGGAACUCCAGAGUGUAUUGUAUCUGAUCGAGACAAAGUAUUUUUGAGUAAAUUCUGGCAGGAAAUGUUUCGGCUAUUAGGUACAUAGUUGCAUUAUAGUUCAACCUAUCAUCCUUAGAGUGAUGGCCAAACUGAGCGAGUCAAUCGAUGUUUGGAGAACUAUCUUCGUUGUAUGACUGCUAAUCUACCUAUUCAGUGGAAGAAAUGGUUGUCUGCUGCAGAAUGGUGGUAUAACACCAACUUCCAUACGGGCUUGCAAUGCACUCCAUUUGAAGCGUUGUAUGGAUAUACUCUGCCUCAACUUUCGAUCGGGCCUCUUCUGGAAACAAUAGUACAGGAAGCAGAGGAUGUAGUGAUGCAUCCACAACAGUUUCUUCAGUUAUUAAAGGAUAAUAUCGCUAAUUCCCAAGCUCGGAUGAAAUUUUUUGCGGAUAAGAGAAGAACUAAGCGUGAGUUUGCAGUCGGCGAUUGGGUUUAUUUGAAACUUCAACCUUAUAGGCAGACUUCAUUAGCUUUAAGAAGGAAUUUAAAACUCAGUUCUAAGUAUUACGGUCCAUAUCUAAUACUUGAGAAGGUGGGGUUAGUGGCUUACAAAUUAGCUCUACCUAUGCAGUCUAAGAUUAACCUGGUCUUUCAUGUAUCGUUGUAAAAAAAGAUGGUAGGCGAUCGAGUGGUAGUACAGUCGGAGUUGCCUUAUACGAAUGAUGCAGGGCAGUUCUUGGUGCAACCAGUGGCUAUUUUGCAGCGACAAAUGGUCAAACGUAACAAUGUGGCAGUGGUGCGCGUACUAGUGCAAUGGUCUAAUCUUCCACCCGAGGAUGCUACGUGGGAGGAUUAUGAAUUUUUGCGUGCUAUUUUUCCCGGUUUUGACUCUAUUCCUGGAGGUCAAGGAUUCUUUGAUGCGGUGGGGAAUGUUAUGAAGUGAAGAUCAGUGUAGCAAAAUUAUGGAGAGGUGGGGAUUCGAUAUCGGAACAAGGCUACAGUAGUAACUGAUUUUGGAAGAAGUAACUAAUGUUAGAAAGGAACGGCUAGGAUUUAAUGGGAAGUAAUGGUGAGGAUGAUGCCACAUAGAUUGAAGGUGGUUAUAUAAUAGUGGUUAGAGGAGAGAGAAGGAUAACUAAGUUUUGUAAAAGUCACGUUUCUUUCCUUUCUGCUUCUCACGUUUCAUUCCUUUCUGCUUCUCUAUUUCUCUUCUAUCUUUUUAUUUCUCUGUACUUCCUUUUGUUCUCAUCCUUCUUCUUCGUUUCUCAUUUACAGCUUUUCUAUGGAGGUUAUGAAGUUCUUAGUUGAUAGUUCAUUACGUGUAAUUGAGACUUCCGAUUAUCAAUAAAGUUGGUUUGGUUUCUGUGAUUUUCAAUUCAAAUUGUAAAUUGAAUUUGUGAUCCUAUUAAGGUCAUAACAGAUUCCUAUCUGUAAUUUUUGUUACUAAUAGUCAAAAACAUCAAAAAUAUCUUCUGGCUGCUCUAACACUUCCUGUUUACAUCAAAGUAAUAAAGAGCUGAACAAUCAUCUUAAAAUUCUGUAAAUUGUUCUGCUUGCCCUCAAAACAUCUCUGAUUACUUUCUUUCCACAUUGUCCACCAUAUACACGCUGGGACAAUCUUUAGUCUCUCUUCCUUUUUCAGUAGCAUUGCCCACACUGAUCCAGCAUUUUAGAACACCCUCUAUAUUCCAAGGCUUAACCGAUGUUAUCUUUCUUGAGCUGAUAAAGAUCCCCCAUAGCUGAUCUACCCAUUUCCAAUGUAUAAAAAACAUGGUUGACUGUGUCUGUUUGUUCCCAACACAAGUAACAUCUGGAACGAAGUUGGAACCCCCUUUUCUUCAUAUUUUCCUGUGUCAGCACUGCUUUCUUGGCCAGCAGCCAAGAAAAAUAUUUUACCUUAUAUAAAAUUUAACCCUCCAUAUCAUCUUCCAUGACCAAUUCUCCUCCCUGUUAUUUAAGACAAUAAGAUCUCCAUAUGCAGAAUUGACAGUGAAAAUCCCAUCGCUGCCUAUCUUCCACUGUUGUCUCCUCUUCCCUGUUAAGUUACUGAACGGUGCUAUUGUGUUGUUGAAAGCAUCUAUCCUCUCCAUUUCCCAAUCAUUAAAAUUUCUUUUGAGAUGCAGAUUCCACCCUUAACCUGUACACAUUUCAUGCACAAUUGCCUGUUGUUGAAGGCAUAAAAUGUGGGUGUCUGGGUCAGUGAUACAAAAGGCGAGCGCCUCCUCUCCUUUGGCGAGCGCCUCCUCGCCUUUGGCGAGAGGCGAGGCGAGGCGAGGGGUCCUCGCCAUUCUCUGCCGAGGCGAGGCGAUGGUAAAAAGGCGAGGUGUGGCGCUGAAAUGGCGAGAGAAAAGGCGCCGCCUUAUUAAUUAAAAAAUUUUGACUUAAUAAUAUUAGUCAAAAUUAGGGUUCUUUUUUUUUACUUUUGAAAUUUCUGAAAUCCACCGCGCGACUCUCUCUCUCUCUCUAUUGACUCUCUUCUCUUCUCCUCCAUCGCUGUCUCUUCUACCUUGCUCUCCAUUGCUGUCUGUUCUCCCUCUCUCUCCAUCGCUGUUAGCUUCUCCUUCUCUCAAGUUCUCCUUCUCCCUCGCCGGCCGCCGGCUCACGAGUUCCCUCCGACCCUCGCGACUCUCUGUUUUCAGCGAAUUAAUUGAAUUGAAUAAUCAAUGGCGGAUGCUAGAAAAAAGAGGGACAUUGGAUGGAAUUAUGGCACUCAAGGAGCAACGAAAGAUUCGGUUAAGUGCUUUUGCAAUUUGGAUGUAUGAUGUCAGGCUCCCUUUUUUAAUUGCGUCAAUCACAAAUCAUUCGAUAAAUUUAUUGAGGCGGUUGGACAACAUGGCCCCGGAAUGACGCCUCCUACAUUCCAUGAAGUUAGAGUCACUCACCUUAAAAAAGAGGUGGAUAAAGUAGAAAAAAUUGUUGAUGAGCAUAAAAUCCAAUGUAAAAGUUUGGAUGUUCCAUUAUGAUGGAAAAAUGGACGACAUGAAAUGGCAAAAUGAUCAUCAAUAUUUUGGUGAAUUCUCCAAUCGGUAGUGUAUUUCUUGGUUCGGUUAAUGCUAGCAAUGAAUCUACUGAUUCUACCAAAAUGUACAAGUUACUUGAAAGCACUAUCGAAAGAAUUGGACCGAAAAAUGUGGUACAAAUUGUCACUGAUAAUGCUAAUGAGAAUGUCAAAGCGGGAUGUAUGAUGAUGGGUGCGUAUCCACACAUUUAUUGGACUCCAUGUGCCGCUCAUUGCAUCAACUUGAUAUUUGGUGACAUAUUCAAGGUUAAGCCAUAUGCUUCCGUUUUUAAGAAGGCCAUCAGAAUCCAUUCUUACAUUAGUCAAAGGCCAUUGUUGUUAAACUUGAUGAGAAAAUUCACCAAAGAAAGAAAUUUGGUGAAACCGGCCAAGACAAGAUUUGUAACGACAUUCUUAACUUUAAGAGCUAUGUACAUACAAAGAAAAAACUUGAAAACUUUAGUCCUCUCAACCGAAUGGAAUUCAAGUAAAUUUGCAAAGGAAACUUCGAGGAAAGAAGUUGCCAAUCUUAUUAUUUCUGUCCACUUUUUGAAUGAUGUUGUUCGGGCACUUACAGUUUGUAGCCCUUUGACAAAAGUGCUUCGUUUGGUGGAUAGGGAGAAAAAACCACCAAUGGGUUAUAUUUAUGAAGCAAUGGAUAGAGCCAAAGAAGCUAUUGCACAUGGUUUUCGUGGAGUUCAGAAGCAUUAUGAGAAAGUGUUUCAAAUUAUUGAUGCAAGGUGGUCAGAACAACUCCAUCGGCCUUAGCAUGCUGCAGGCCAUGUUUUGAAUCCAGGAUUAUAUUAUAAAGCUGAAGAAGAGGGAACUUUAUUACAGACUUUGUGGACCAAGUAUUCUGCAUGUGUUGAAUAGUUGGUCCGGGAUACAACAAUUCAAGAUGCACUAAUCGCUGAGCUUCCUAAGUACAAAAUGGCGGAUGGACUAUUUGGUUGUGGUCCGACUAAAAGAGCUAGAGACACAAGGUCACCAGUUGAAUAGUGGUCACUAUUUUGUAGUGAAACACCAAACUUGCAAAAGUUUGCCAUGAAAGUAUUAAACCUAACUUGUAGCUCAUCUGGAUGUGAGCGAAAUUGGAGUGUGUUUGAACACGUGCAUGCUGAAACAAACGCGAAACAACUGAUGGUGUUGGAGACUGAAUUAUUUGAACAAAAGGGAAGUGUGGUGUUGCAGAGACUUCUGCGGCCCCCCAGAUAUUUUAACUUCAAAGGGAGCAUAUGGAAAGCAUUUCAAAUAUGUGGUGAAGAAAAUCAUAGUGCAGCAGGUUGUAGUCCUCUUGAAAAGAAGAAACGUCGAUGCUUUAUCUGCGGUCAUUAUCGGCAUAAUGGAAAAUAUUGCAAGAAGGUCACUGCUUGCUUCAUUUGCAAGAGAAGAGGUCAUUUAGCCAAAGAUUGUCUGAAUGCUAAAACACAGAUUCUACAAGCCCAAUCUUGUGAAUUUUGUUUAAAAUGCGGUGACAAGGGACAUGAUAUGUUCACUUGUAAAGAUGGUUAUUCCUCUACUGAUCUUGAGAAAAUUCAAUGCGGGGUUUGCAAAGCUUUUGGCCAUCUUUCAUGCGUGGAUUACAAAGAUUAUGGACCAAAACAAGUAUCUUGCUACAACUGUGGGAUGCUUUGUCAUUUAAGUUCAGAUUGCUUAAAUUUACGUCGGAACAUUCAGUUAGCUUCUCCUAGCUGCAAGAAAGGCGGGACAGGUCCCUCCUGCAGUGAAGGCAAUAAUUCAGCAGAUCAUACAUUGCAAGACGAAAAGAAAGGAGAUAAAUAUCUUUUAUGUGAAAGACAAAGAAUCUGCAAAGGUCCAGGAUCUUCUUCAGCAAAUGGUGAAUCUGCGUUUUCUACAACCUCUGAUACUAUUUCUAACCUCUAUUCUACAAGUGAUGUUAAUGCUUACGUUGGCAACUUUCAAGAAUGACAGGAGAGAAGUGAUGUCUUAGGCUCUGAAGUUGCUUCCAAGAAGGUUAGCAGAUCCAGAUGGAGGAAGCGCAAGUGGCAACGAAGGAAAACUGUAAGAAUAGCUGAGGGUGGAAGAAUGGAAAAUGGCAGUCAGUGUGGCAUGCGGCAAGAAUACCAGUCUUCGGAAGAAGCAAAACCAAAUUGUUGUUGAAACUGACACCAACGUAACAUUGAGGUACCAUUUUGGUGUUUACUUUGGUGGACAAAGUACUACGCAGUUUCAGUCACCAUCUGAGCUUCCUAGAUCAAAUGUUUGGGUGAACCCUACAACUUUUAUGAAUCAUACUAGUGAAUGCUCACACCACCCAUCUCUCUAAACCAAUGUCCACAACAAUUUUUUGUUCAGGUGAGCAGAAUUAAAAACUCAACUACUCUGCAAUGAUCUGUACGGAAGGUUCCUAACAUGAACCAACUAUAACUCAAACAGUUGAAGGCCCAGUACUGUUCUGUUUACUUUCUGAUUAAUUGUAUUAGCCGGCAGUAACAAAAUCGUAGGAACCCAUUUCCUUGACAAUUCAAGGAUACUGUCAAAGUGCAAGGUGGCUGAGAAUACAGCGACCUUUUUGAUUUUCAAUAAUUAGUUUAAGGAAGAAUCACUGUUUCUUUGUCAAAUCAAAAAAAAUGUUUGUUAGUUUAAGGAAGAAUCACUGUUUUCUACAUUAAGUUCCUUUGAGAAAGCACCGCAAAACACCAUUAAGGAGCAUAGUUCAAGUUGUAACCAACAGGUAUAAAUUUUACCAACAAUCCUUGUUUCAAAGAGUGCUACUAUUUGCUUAUUCUCACAUUGUCAUCUGGUUCUGCCAGUAAUUUUUUUAAUCGGUUGUCUAUAUACUUUUUUCCUCUGGAUAAUGAAGAAAGUCAGUUUUCUUGUGUG